Molecule: messenger RNA, 1038 nt
Organism: Fusarium fujikuroi IMI 58289
Lineage: Eukaryota; Fungi; Ascomycota; Sordariomycetes; Hypocreales; Nectriaceae
Product: related to nucleoside-diphosphate-sugar epimerase
Exons: 3
Coding region: 1-1038 (345 amino acids)
Source: RefSeq, a predicted model, not a curated record
AUGUCACCUACUGGCACCACCGGUUUCAUUGGAGGUGAUGCAUUCUACGCAUUGCAUAAAGCGCAUCCUGAUUGGAAGUAUACCAUCCUUGUCCGUAGCGAGGAUAAGGGAAAGGAUGUGCAGAAGCAAUACCCUGAUGUAAAGCUGGCGAUUGGAUCCUUGGAUGACUCCAAGGUCAUUGAGAAGGCGGCUUCUGAGGCCGACAUAGUUGUUCAUACCGCUGAUAGUUCUGACCACCAAGGAGCUGCCAAAGCUAUCGCUGCCGGUCUGCGAUCUACCCACUCGAGCUCAAACCCCGGAUACUGGAUUCACAUCAGCGGUACAGGCAUUCUCUGCUGGUAUGACAUGGACAACAAGCGCUACGGAGAAGGUCCUCUUCCCGAACAAGCCUACAAUGAUCUCGAAGGAGUCGACAAGGUCACUUCUCUGCCUGACACCGCCUUCCACCGCGACGUCGACAAGAUUGUUCUCGACGAAGCUGCCAAGGAUCCCAGCGCAGUAAAGGUUGCUAUUGUCUGCCCUCCUACCAUCUACGGAACCGGCCGAGGACCCUCCAACCAGCGAAGCCGUCAAAUCCCAGGCUUGACCGAGACGACUCUCGAGAAAGGCUUUGGCCCCAUCAUCGGCGCUGGCGAGACAGAGUGGGACAAUGUACAUGUCCAUGAUCUCUCCAACCUCAUCGUUCUUCUCUCUGAGCGCGCUGCUUCGAACGAGAAACAUUCUGACGAGCAGGAAAUCUGGGGUCCAAAGGGUUAUUUCUUCGCUGAGAACGGAAAGCAUAAAUGGAGCCAGAUCUCUGCUCUCAUUGCCAAGGAGGCUAAGAAGCAGGGCGUUAUUGAAAGUGAUGAGACCAAGGUUCUCGAUGUUGAUGAGGCACAGAAGAAGUUGGGAUUCCAGGCUCUUUCGUGGGGGUUGAACAGUCGUGGUGAGGCUAAGAGGGCGAGGAAGUAUCUUGGUUGGAAGCCGGAGGGUGAGAGUUUGGAAGAGUGGAUUCCUGAGUCGGUGCAGAUUGAAGCGAAGCGAUUGAACAAGGCUUAA